Octodon degus (degu) is the source of this 1254-nucleotide messenger RNA. RefSeq names its product E3 ubiquitin-protein ligase makorin-1-like. Lineage: Eukaryota; Metazoa; Chordata; Mammalia; Rodentia; Octodontidae. The record is from RefSeq and is a predicted model, not a curated record. Gene Ontology annotation, molecular function: ubiquitin protein ligase activity; metal ion binding. Gene Ontology annotation, biological process: protein polyubiquitination.
UUCAUGCGUGGGGUUUGUAAGGAAGGAGAUAACUGUCGCUACUCACAUGACCUUUGUGACAGUCCCUAUGGUGUAGUGUGCAAGUAUUUCCAGCGAGGGAGCUGUGUGUAUGGAGACUGCUGCAGAUAUGAGCACGGCAAGCCAUUGAAACAGGAAGAAGCAGCUGCUGCUGAUAGAACCGCAGAACCAUCCCUUGCCGCUGCCUCAAGUCUCUCCUCUGUCCCUGGACCACUUGUGGAGAUGAAUUCGGGAGAGGCUGAGUCCACAAAUGGGAACUUCCCUGCAGUGGGCGCAGGGUCCGAGGACUGGAUGAAUGCCAUCGAGUUUGUGCCCGGGCAGCCCUACUGCGGCCGCACUGCUCCUGCGUGCGCAGAGGCCUCAGUGCAAGGUCCAGGGCCCAAGGCGGAGUCCCAGAAGGAGCCAGCUGCGGUGGAGACCAGGAAGCAGCUGUGCCCCUAUGCCCAAGUGGGCGAGUGCUGCCACGGGGAGAACGGUGUGUACCUGCACCGUGACGCCUGCGACAUGUGCGGGCUACAGGUCCUGCACCUGGUGGAUACAGCCCAGAGGUCCCAGCACAUAAAAUCUUGCAUCGAGGCCCACAAGAAGGACACGGAGCUGUCCUUUUCCGUGCAGCGCAGCAAAGACAAGAUGUGUGGCAUCUGCACGGAGGUGGUGUAUGAGAAAGCCAACCCCAGUGAGCCCUUCGGCAUCCUCUCCAACUGCAGUCACACCUACUGUCUCAAGUGUAUUCCCAAGUGGAGGAGUGCUAAGCAAUUUGAGAGCAAGAUCAUAAAGUCCUGCCCCAAAUGCCAGAUCACAUCUAACUUUGUCAUUCCAAGUGAGUACUGGGUGGAAGAGAAAGAAGAGAAGCAGAAACUCAUUCAGAAAUACAAGGAGGCAGUGAGCAACAAGGCAAGCAGGCAUUUUGAUGAAGGCCGUGGGAGCUGCCCAUUUGGAGGGAACUGUUUUUACAAGCAUGCGUACCCUGAUGGCCGUAGAGAGGAGCCACAGAGACAGAAAGUGGGAACAUCAAGCAGAUACCAAGCCCAAUGGAGGAACCACUUCUGGGAGCUCAUUGAGGAAAAAGAGAACAGCAGCCCCUUUGACAACGACGAAGAGGAGGUGGUCACCUUUGAGCUGAGCGAGAUGUUGCUUACUUUGGCUGCAGGUGGGGAUGACGAGCGGACUGAGUCUGAGAAUGAGCGGGACUUGUAUCACGAUGAGCUGGAAGACUUUUAUGACUUGGACCUAUAG